AUGAAUCCUGUUCCACGAAAAAUGUUCCCCAUGGACUUCAGCAAACUGCAUCUCCAGAAACUCCAAGUAUGCUUUAAGAGAAUAUGUUGGACACUAGCUGGCGGGUGUUAUUAUGUUUAUUCAUACUAUUACGGCUUUCGGCUCCGGUAUUCCUAUGCCUACAUGUACUGUCCUGGGGCAUGCUGCGGGUACUACUAUUCUAGGUCCUGUUGUACCAGUGGCGGUACUAUUGCCGGGGCAAUCAUCGGAUGCAUUCUCUUCGCCGCUCUGAUCAUCGUCAUAAUCUUCAUGAUAAAGAGAUGUAACAGAACACAAACUGGUGUUGUCGUCGCCAAUCCUCGUAACAACGUCACUAAUGUGACAACGAAUUCACAUUUACAAGCAUAUCCACCACCGGCACACGUUGAUGCUUAUCCACCGCCAGUACCUGGAUCAUACCUCGGAGGCUGUAACCCUCCUCCUCAGCAAGCAACAGGAACCAAUUACCCCGGUGGUAGCUAUCCUCCUCCUCCUCAGCAAGUAACAGGAACCAGUUACCCUGGAGGAAGUUUUCCCCCGCCGCCUCCUUACGAACAAGUCAAUCCUGCCUAUCCGACCUCUCCUAAAUAUUAA
This is a messenger RNA of Ylistrum balloti, 612 nucleotides long. Its product is annotated as histone acetyltransferase KAT6A-like. Lineage: Eukaryota; Metazoa; Mollusca; Bivalvia; Pectinida; Pectinidae. The record is from RefSeq and is a predicted model, not a curated record. Bases 1 to 612 code for a protein of 203 amino acids. The transcript has 4 exons.